Molecule: messenger RNA, 2705 nt
Organism: Archocentrus centrarchus (flier cichlid)
Lineage: Eukaryota; Metazoa; Chordata; Actinopteri; Cichliformes; Cichlidae
Gene: ada
Product: adenosine deaminase
Exons: 11
Coding region: 91-1281 (396 amino acids)
Biological process (GO): purine ribonucleoside monophosphate biosynthetic process; negative regulation of adenosine receptor signaling pathway; T cell activation
Cellular component (GO): external side of plasma membrane; cytosol
Molecular function (GO): adenosine deaminase activity
Source: RefSeq, a predicted model, not a curated record
CGAUCUGUUGCUGUUCAGGGAAUCGCUCCGACCUCUCACUUUCGCGGUGCUUUUUGGAGUUGAGAGGGGGGAAAGGCGUGUCCCUGAGUCAUGCAUAUAAUAGCGAGGCGGGCAGCAGCAAACUUUGGUUCUCCACUCGUCAGCUCUCUGUACACCAGCAGACUCAGCUACAGCCGCGCACUGUCCACUAUGGCCGAUUCCUCCGCUCAACAAGUAGUAUUCAACAAGCCCAAGAUUGAGCUGCAUGUGCACCUCGAUGGAGCCAUCAGGGUGCAGACCAUUAUGGAUGUUGCCAAGAGGCGUGGCAUCCCUCUGCCAGCAGAUACUGUGGAAGAGAUGAAGCAGAGGAUUAUUCUUCAUGAGCCUGGCACCCUCACUAGCUUCUUGGAGAAGUUUAAUGAGUACAUGCACGUGGUUGCUGGAGACCGAGAGGCCAUUAAGAGGAUAGCCUAUGAGUUUGUCGAAGACAAAGCAAAUGAAGGAGUGGUUUACGUUGAGGUCAGAUACAGCCCACAUUUUCUAGCUAACAGUGGUGUGGAUCCAAUUCCAUGGAACCAGAACGAGGGCGACUUGACUCCAGAUGAGGUGGUGAGCCUGGUUAACCAGGGUCUCAGCGAGGGGGAAAGGAAAUUCAAUAUCAAAGCCAGGUCCAUUCUAUGCUGCAUGCGCCACAUGCCAAACUGGUCAAAGGAUGUUGUGGAGCUGUGUAAGAAAUAUCAGCAUGAGGGAGUGGUUGCCAUUGAUUUGGCAGGUGAUGAAUCACUCAACUGUCAAACCAAUCCAGAACACAGGAAGGCCUACGAGGAAGCAGUGCGUUGUGGGAUCCACAGGACUGUUCAUGCUGGCGAGGUGGGCCCAUCAUCUGUGGUGAAGGAGGCUGUGGAAGUGCUGAAAGCUGAACGCAUUGGGCACGGUUACCACACUCUGGAUGACCCGGUCCUCUACCAAAAACUGCUGGAUCAAAAAAUGCACUUUGAGACAUGUCCCAUUUCCAGUAAGCUAACAGGUGCCUGUUGCUCUGACUUCACCAAACACCCCAUCAUUACGUUUAUGAAGGAUGAAGCGAACUACUCUCUGAACACAGAUGACCCUCUGAUCUUCAACUCUCACCUGAACCUCGACUACAAUACAGCGCACAAAGACAUGGGAUUCACAGAGCAGGAAUUCAAACGACUGAACAUUUGCUCUGCACAGUCGUGCUUUCUACCUGACAAUGAAAAGGAAGAGCUCCUCAACAAACUCUAUGAGGCCUAUGGGAUGUUGCAGAGCACUGCCUUUUAAACCCGACCAGCGGAUCUGAGGAUAAACCUAACGCAGGGACAAAUCACUCACAGACCUUAAUCUCCCAUCCGAUGCAGUGGGAGAUGUUUUUAGUCAUUUUUAACCCAACAUACAUAUUGAAUAUUACAUCAGAUAUGCUGUUUUUUAAAGGUUAAAAAUCUUCACUUUACAUACCUGUAUAUCAUCUGUUUGUGUGUUUGAGUACAAGGUACAAGCAAAACGUUUUGGUACUCAAAUCAAAAACCAUAUGAUUUAAAUUUGGCUGCAUUUUUUUUUUCUUGUGCACCUCCAGACCUCUUUCAGCACAGCUGCUGUUUUUGCAUUGUUCCAUAAAAGUCCCAUUGUGUCCCCUUUCACCACAGACCUCCACCAGAGGGAAAACAUUAGCUGUAAUGGUACAUGUGGCAAUAAAGGCCACAUGCGGCAAUAAAAACCAGCCCUGUUUACCAGAUUUGGCUCCCUGCAACUUCAUCUACGUCGCCAAAAUGAAAGAAUCCAACUGAGGUUGUUCAGGGUUUCUGUCCAGGGUGCCUCCUAGGUAAGGUGUUUUGGACAGAUAUCCCAGGGCGGGCUCAGGAAACACCAGAGAGAUGGUCUUUCAACUGGCUUAGGAAAGUCUCAGUAGGGGUAGGAGGAGCACACUGAAGUGGUAGAAGGGCAAGAGGAUAAAAUGAGACAUCUAUGAAGCAAUCUUUAAAAAAAAAAAAAAAAAAAAAAAAAGCAGCUGUACUUUAAGUGGUGAGGAGAUGCAUAAGCUGAUAACCAUGAAGGAGAGAAUAGCCAAAUGGACACAUGGUUUUUGGGGCGGAUUUUAGAAUUAUUUUAAAAUCAUACUUAGCAUUUGCAUAGCUUUAAUGUGUUAGUUAAGGGUGCUUUUUUUGGACAAAGUUAGGGUCUUCUGCAGUGUCCAGAUCAGAACUUCUUGACCUUCAUCUUGUGUUUACGUCCUUUUGUAGUAAGGAGAUUCAGGGAAGCUUUGAAUGUACCAUUACACUCAUGAAGUAACAGGUUUAACACAUAACCAGACUGAAAAUGAAAAAGUAGGUGGAGGUUGUUUGUAGUUCACAUCUGUCACAGCUAAAUCAUUCAAGUGUCCUCUGAAACCAUGAUGUGAAGCAUAACUGGAAGCAGCGGAUGCUAAUGACUACCUACGAGAAACUAGAGUUCACUUUGAAUAUCCACUGUUCAGGUGUAGGUGAAGCGCAGCAAUCCAGCGUUGGAGACACACGUGCUUUUUGCCCUCCACGUGAAAAACUGCAUCAGGUGAAAACAGCUCAAUACCAAAAGUUUAGUCUUACAUAUGAACACUAGGUGGCACACUACCAUCACCUAGAUGGACAGACCAGUGGUUUUGCAUUUGAUUACGUUUUUCUUUUUUUGGAUGUAUGUAUUUAUUUAAAAUAUUUUUCAAUUUCACUUAAUAA